AUGUUUACUACGUCGUUCAUUUUCUUUGCUUGCUUGGCCUGGUCUCUGGCCGCUCCACAGCAUAAGCGUCAAGCAAGCGGUCCAGUCAUUGGAACAAACUUUCAAGAUCCCUCGGUGCUCCAAUUGGGCGACGGGAGCUAUAUUGCCUAUGCAGGUGUCAAUGGAAAUCCUGCGGGGAUUAAUGUCUUGAUUGCUACUUCUCCAGACUUCUCUAGCUGGACCGUUCAUUCGGGCUACGAUGCCUUGCCAAAUCUCCCUUCAUGGGCAGCCUCGCCUCCACAUGUAUGGGCUCCGGACGUGACUCAACUGGACAAUGGCAACUUUGUGCUAUACUAUUCAGUGUCAAUGGCAGAGUCGCCAGCCAAGCACUGCGUUGCAGCAGCAACAGCUCCAAAUCCGGAAGGGCCAUUCACGCCUGUUCAGACGCCGCUGUUCUGUGAUCUGACUGCCGGCGGUGCCAUUGACGCAGACGGGUUCAACGACCCUCAAACCAACCGUCAGUAUGUCAUCUACAAAGUAGAUGGCAACUCCAUCGGCAACGGUGGCGCGUGUUCAAAUACUGUCAAUCCUAUCGCCCCCACGCCUCUCAAUCUCCAAGAGGUCAGUCCGGACGAUGGAUAUACUUUCAUUGGUGGCCUCACGACUGUUUUGUUGAACGACCCAAACGAUGGGCCCAACAUUGAAGCUCCUUCGUUGACUUACGAUGCUUCUUCCGGGACCUACAUUCUCCUGUACAGCUCCAAAUGCUUCACGACUGCUCCCUACAACAUCAGAUACGCGACCAGCAACAGUAUCUACGGUCCUUACACCAAGCAGGGAGAUCCAUUCCUGGUGACUGGGGACACAUCCGCCGACGUCUACAUUCCCGGAGGCAUCGACAUUACCAAGGACGGCAAACUAGCCGUGUUCCACGGUGACGUGAACAUGGGGUGGUUCGCAGGCGACGGGACACCGCGAGUGCGAGCAAUGUACGCCGUUCAACUUUCCAUCGGAAACGGUGUUGUCAGUCCGGGUACGCUGUACUGA
Fonsecaea multimorphosa CBS 102226 is the source of this 1026-nucleotide messenger RNA. RefSeq lists its product as uncharacterized. The transcript has 2 exons. The record is from RefSeq and is a predicted model, not a curated record. Gene Ontology annotation, molecular function: hydrolase activity, hydrolyzing O-glycosyl compounds. The coding region runs from base 1 to 1026 and encodes 341 amino acids. NCBI's taxonomy places the organism in Eukaryota, Fungi, Ascomycota, Eurotiomycetes, Chaetothyriales, Herpotrichiellaceae. Gene Ontology annotation, biological process: carbohydrate metabolic process.